Messenger RNA from Lottia gigantea (owl limpet), 2201 nucleotides. RefSeq lists its product as hypothetical. Gene Ontology annotation, molecular function: cysteine-tRNA ligase activity; ATP binding. Gene Ontology annotation, cellular component: cytoplasm. The record is from RefSeq and is a predicted model, not a curated record. The coding region runs from base 1 to 2166 and encodes 721 amino acids. The transcript is spliced from 21 exons. Lineage: Eukaryota; Metazoa; Mollusca; Gastropoda; Lottiidae. Gene Ontology annotation, biological process: cysteinyl-tRNA aminoacylation.
AUGGCUCAGGAAGUAUUUGUUCCUCAAGAUGGUAAAUUGGUUACCUGGUAUAGUUGUGGACCAACUGUGUAUGAUGUAUCUCAUAUGGGUCAUGCUAGAUCCUACAUAUCAUUUGAUAUAUUGAGAAGAGUAAUCAGUAAUUAUUUUGGUUAUGAUGUAUUUUAUUGUAUGAAUAUCACUGAUAUUGAUGAUAAGAUCAUUGUAAGAGCUAGACAGCGUUACCUUCUAGAACAAUAUAAACUUGAAGCUCGUACACCAGAAGUGAUUUUAAGCGAUACUCAGGAAGCAAUGAAGAUAUUUUUGAAGAAAUUAGAAACAGAGGAAGACCCAGACAAAAAAGCCAUGAUGGAUAGAAUGAACAUCAGCAUUACUGCAGCCAUUAAAAAUUUAGAGCAGAAAUUGGCAUCUGGUACCAACAAAAAUGACGUGGAAAUUGCAAAGGAGCGACUUUUUGAAGAUGGUAAAGACAUUCUGGGAAAAUGGUUAGAUACGUUAAAAGGCUCAGAAGUGAAAGAUAAUUCCAUAUUUCAACAAUUACCUAGACAAUUUGAAGAACUGUAUCAUAAAGAUAUGAAAGCUCUUAAUGUUCUACCACCUGAUGUUUUAACUAGAGUAAGUGAAUAUAUACCAGAAAAUGUUGAAUAUGUUGAGAAAAUCAUCAAAAAUGGAUAUGCAUAUGAAUCAAAUGGCUCAGUAUAUUUUGAAACCAGUAAAUUUGAUCAAAAGGAUGGACACCAUUAUGCCAAAUUAGUACCAGAAGCUUAUGGUGAUGAUAAAGCGUUGGCUGAAGGAGAAGGUGAAUUAGCUAGUGAAGGUGAAAAAAAGAAUGCUAGUGAUUUUGCUUUAUGGAAGGCAUCAAAACCUGGAGAACCAGCUUGGGAUUCACCUUGGGGAAAGGGUCGACCAGGAUGGCAUUUAGAAUGUUCUGUAAUGGCCAGUUGUAUAUUAGGACAAUCAAUGGAUAUACAUAGUGGUGGAUGUGAUUUAAAAUUUCCACAUCAUGAUAAUGAAAUAGCACAAUCAGAGGCCUAUUAUGAUAAUGAUAAUUGGGUGCGAUAUUUUCUUCACACCGGUCACUUGACUAUAGAAGGAUGUAAGAUGUCCAAAUCUUUGAAGAACUUCAUUACCAUCCAAGAUGCUCUUCAGACCUACACUUCCAGACAAAUACGAUUCCUCUAUUUAUUACAUUCCUGGAAGGACACAUUAGAUUAUGGUAAACCAACUAUGGAGAUGGCAGUCCAAUAUGAGAAAACUGUUAAUGAAUUUUUCUUCAAUGUGAAAGAUGUUUUAAGAAAUACACCAAGUGUAGGUGUUGAGGGAUUUGACAAAUGGACUCAAGAUGAAGUAGAAUUGAACAAAAAGUAUUUAGAAACAAAAGCUGCAGUUCAUGAAGCUCUUUGUGAUUCAGUAGACACUAAGACUGCUUUAAAAUUGAUAAAAGAUCUGAUAUCUGUAACCCAUGUUUAUCUUAAUAAAAAAGAUAAUGACAAGUCCAGACCAAAUAGACGAGUAAUAUUCUAUAUUGCUUCCUACAUUACUGAAAUAUUAAAGGUAUUUGGUACAAUAGAAGAUGAUGAAUCUGUAGGAUUUCCACAAGGCUCUGAUCUGACAACAAAUAUUGAGGAGAUGGUCAUGCCAUAUUUAACAGCUAUGGGAGAUUUUAGAGAGAAAGUCAGACAGUCGGCUAGAUCUGCUGUCUCACAAGGAAAAGACAUGUUAAAAGCUUGUAGUGAUGGAAUUAAAGAUAAAGGUUCAAUGACAGUUAAUGAAAUAUUAAAACUAUGUGAUGAUGUACGAGAUGUAGUGUUGCCAGAGUUGGGUGUCAGAUUAGAAGAUAAAGAAGGGAGACAACCUGUGAUUAAAUUAGUCGAUAAAGAAACCUUACGUAAAGAACGAGAGGAAAUUUUAAAGGCAGAAGAAUUAAAAAGAUUAGAGAAAGAAAAGAAGGCUGCUGCACAGGCUGAGAAAGACAAACAGAAAUCUAUUCCACCAUCACAAUUAUUUCUACAUGAAAUUGAUAAAUAUUCUGCUUUUGAUGAAAAGGGAAUGCCAACUCAUGACAAAGCAGGAGAACCACUUAGUAAAUCAGCUCUAAAGAAACUCACCAAACUAUAUGAUGCUCAAGAUAAGAAAUAUCAAGAUUAUUUGAAAUCUCAAAAACAAUAAACUUAUUGUACCACGAAUGACCACAAAUAUUUUAA